Messenger RNA from Knipowitschia caucasica, 372 nucleotides. NCBI's taxonomy places the organism in Eukaryota, Metazoa, Chordata, Actinopteri, Gobiiformes, Gobiidae. The record is from the annotation of a GenBank genome assembly.
AUGGAGGAGUUUCUUCAUCUUCCUCUGAAUGUUUACAUCAUCAUCGUCGGCAUUGGGCUGUUUGUGCUGCUGCCCUGCCUGGUCUUCUGCUGCUGCUUCAUCAGAGUGCGACGAGAAGCAGCACGACAGUAUGUUUAUAAUAAGGUGGUUUUAAAAGGAGCAGGGAAGAAGAUGGGCCUCUUGGGACAAACAUGUGCAGUGUGUCUGGAAGAGUUCAGGACCAAGGACGAGCUGGGCGUCUGUCCCUGCUCUCACGCCUUCCACAAGAAAUGCCUUCUGAAGUGGCUGGAAAUCAGAAGCGUCUGUCCCAUGUGCAACAAACCAGUGUGUCGCCUGCAAAAGGACCCACCCCCCGACCCGGAGCAGGGCUAG